AUGAUCUCGUAAGCCGGAGUAAAAUUAUUAUUCUAUCAUCAAUGUUUUUUUCUACGUUUACUUUAUAAUUCAAAAACAAAAUCUGCUGAGGAUGGUGUCUGUAGUGUUACACAAAGAAUUUUGAAAUGAUCAAUAACAGUGAAACGCGAAUAAUUCAGAGAGCAUUGCUUGUAGUUAGUCAAGAAUCAAGUGACUUAGUCUUUUGAGGAUUAAUUAAUAUUGGUUCUAAUUCGAAUAUGUCAUGACAGUCACUCACGUUGAAGACAACAUUGGUGGUACUGUCCAGAAAUUACAAUUGUUAUCUUGACUAUACUUAUACAACCUAUAAACUAUGAUUUGACAAAACUUGCUCAAAUAUCUUAUUAUAAAAAAUAUUUUUUGAAGAUCUUCACAAAAUAUCUCGAUCUUUACCGAUAUAGAAUACUAUUUAUAGCUAUUAUUUAAACUUAUUGUCCGAUAGUUUAAUAAAAAUGCGCGCCUAUAUAUUAUUUUCAGCCUUGAUGGUUUAUUUUCAAACUGAAAGUGAAAUGUUUUGUGACAUAUGUGACUGUCAGGAAAUAAGUGAACCGCUUACCGGUGUAGUAGUAAACUGCUCCUUCCAUGAAAGAGUGCUUGAAAUGAAUCCUAUUUUACCAGAUGCAUCCAUUACCUUGGAUUUAUCCAGGAGCAACUUAACAAGCAUUCAACCUGCGAGUAUUUUCCAAUCAGAAUCAUUAGUUAAACUAUUAUUAAAUAGAAAUUUCUUAAAAGAAAUUAAUUUACUUUCUUUUAACCUACCUGAGCUAAAGCAAUUAGAUUUAAGUGAAAAUCAACUUACACAUAUUAAUCCUGAUUCAUUUAAUGGUUUUACAAAGCUGGAAUAUUUGAAUCUCGCCAGUAACAAGUUCACUGUUACGAGUCAACUGAAUUUCAACUCUUUGGUUAAUUUAAGAGAGAUCAUUCUUGACAAUAAUAAUAUCGGAGACAACAUAGAAACAAGAUCACUGUUUGAUGAACAAGGCUAUGGGUUACCAUUAAAUAUACAGAGUAUCUCUAUCAGCGGCAUCAACUUAGAUAAUUUAAAUUUGGAAUAUUUCAAACCAGUUGACAAAACACUGAGGAAGUUAGUAAUAUCUAAUAAUAAUCUUAACAUAAUUGUUAAGCUACCUCAGCGGUUGGAAUAUUUGGAUUAUUCAAAUAAUCCCAUAAAAAAAGUAACAACAGAGGAAUUAGAGCCUUUGGUGUAUUUAAAAGAGCUGAAGCUUAACGGUCUGGAUGUAGAAGAGAUCUCCAAAAAUGUUUUCGCAACAUUAAUGCUUACUAAAUUGGAACUGAAAUAUAAUAAAAAAUUGAAAGAAUUCAGCAAUUUAUCAUUUGGCAGACAACUGUUGAGCGACACUUACGAUUUCUAUUUAGAAAAUCUAUCACUGAAAGGUUCAAAUCUAUCUACCCUCGAUGAAAGUUUGUCAGUUUUAUUUGUGAAGGUGAAGAGAUUGGACCUGCAGCAGAAUCCAUGGGUGUGUGACUGUCGACUGGCCUGGUUGCGCAAAUUACCAAUAGCUCCUGAUUUAAUUGAUGAUUUCAGAUGCUCGUCACCAGAUAAUCUCUUCGAUAGAAGAAUUUUCGACUUGGCAGAAGAAGAUUUCGUCUGUGAUACGGCGUCGUGGGACGAAUCCCAGUUCGGAAUAUCGGCUGGCCACGUGUUAUACUUGUUACUUGCGUUGGUGACAAUUUUGUACCUUUCGUUAUAUAAUACAACACCUAAAGACAAUUUACGACAGAAAUAAAUUAAUUAUUAUCAG
Messenger RNA from Vanessa atalanta (red admiral), 1781 nucleotides. Its product is annotated as protein slit-like. Bases 471 to 1766 code for a protein of 431 amino acids. Gene Ontology annotation, cellular component: extracellular matrix. The transcript is spliced from 2 exons. Gene Ontology annotation, molecular function: protein binding. NCBI's taxonomy places the organism in Eukaryota, Metazoa, Arthropoda, Insecta, Lepidoptera, Nymphalidae. The record is from RefSeq and is a predicted model, not a curated record.